AUGAAAAGAGCCCUGCUUCUACUAAGCUGCAUCGUCCUCGCCAUUGGCAACUGCGGUGGACCUCAAAUAAUGAGACUCUACUUCGUUCAUGGCGGCAAACGAGUCUGGUUAUCUAGUUGGGUCCAAACUGCCGGUUGGCCCAUCAUGCUCAUCCCUCUUGCUGUCGCUUACCUUCGCCGGCGCCGGACGACCCAACCCACCUCAGAACCCAUUAAUCCCACCUUCUUCGUGAAACCUCAUACGUUCUUCCUGGCGGCAAGUUUGGGACUCAUCGUCGGCCUCGACAACUACAUUUACGCCUAUGGCGUCGCCUGGCUUCCUGUGUCGACUUCGUCACUGAUACUUUCUACCCAGCUAGCGUUCAUUGCUGUUUUUGCUUUUCUUUUGGUAAAGCAGAAGUUUACUCCUUACUCCAUUAACGCUGUGGUGGUGUUAACCAUUGGAGCUUCCAUUUUAGCUUUGCACACGAAUGGUGACCGGCCGGAAAAUGUGUCCUAUAGACAAUAUAUAGUGGGAUUUAUGAUGACGGUUGGAGCUGCAGUUUUGUAUGGGUUUGUGUUGCCGUCGUCGGAGCUCAUUUUCAUGAAGUCCAGCCAGAAAGUUACCUACGCACUCACGAUUCAGAUGCAGAUUGUCAUGUGUAUGUUCGCUACCGCAUUUUGUUCCAUCGGAAUGCUGGUUGACAAUGACUUUAAGGCAAUUUCAAGAGAGGCAAAACAUUACGAGCUGGGAGAAGAAAAGUACUACGUAGUUAUAAUCUCCAGCAUGAUGAUAUGGCAGUGCUACUUCACAGGUGCAAUAGGAGUCGUCUUCACCGCCUCAUCUCUGCUGUCCGGUAUCAUAGUCAACGUUCUUUUACCUGUGACAGAGGUCCUCUCUGUAAUUUUCUUCCGUGAAAAAUUCCAAUCAGAGAAAGUGGUCGCUCUCGUUCUCUCUCUCUGGGGCUUCAUAUCUUACUUUUAUGGCGAAAUCAAACACGGGAAGAACCGCAAACUACAGACUCAAAAAACAGAGCAAGCCGUACCUGCUGGAACACUUUCUAAUAAUCCAUGA
Carica papaya (papaya) is the source of this 1053-nucleotide messenger RNA. RefSeq names its product purine permease 3-like. The record is from RefSeq and is a predicted model, not a curated record. Gene Ontology annotation, molecular function: purine nucleoside transmembrane transporter activity. Gene Ontology annotation, cellular component: membrane. NCBI's taxonomy places the organism in Eukaryota, Viridiplantae, Streptophyta, Magnoliopsida, Brassicales, Caricaceae.